This is a messenger RNA of Anneissia japonica, 1604 nucleotides long. Its product is annotated as transmembrane protein 45B-like. NCBI's taxonomy places the organism in Eukaryota, Metazoa, Echinodermata, Crinoidea, Comatulida, Comatulidae. Bases 477 to 1376 code for a protein of 299 amino acids. The transcript is spliced from 2 exons. The record is from RefSeq and is a predicted model, not a curated record.
GACGGAGAGGUUAUUCGAUGAUGGACGUAAAUGAAUUUGAUAGCAAGUAUCGAAGGGACACUAUAUACUUAGAGCGUUUGGAUGGACGCCAGAAACAAAAUGAAUCAGGGUGACAUUUCAUAACCAUAGGCCUAAUAACAAAUCGAAUGUUAUUGUAACAGUUUUAAUUUAAAAAUAGCAGGUUUCUUUCCAUAAAAGCAAUUUUGAACAAUUGUAAAGGAAUGGCACUAAAUUCGUUAUUACAUACCAUACAUCAUUGUUCACUACUCCAGCACCACGUAAGCCUGUGUUGCAAGAUGCUCCGCCCUGCUGUUAUUUUUCCAAUUACGUUAAUGACGAAACCUGUAGCGCCCCAUUCGAAGUUCAGCAUUACACAAUCGGAUUACCGUUAUGUUGGCAGAUUAGAUCGAUGCUAGGUGCCUGUCUAUUUUAUUUUGAACUCACUAUCCGAAGAUAUAGACUAAAACGUAAUAAGCAUGGGUACUUUUCUUGGACAUAUAUCUUCAGGGAGCAUGUUCAUUGCUUUGAGUAUUUUUUGGAUUAUGAAGCAAUCGUACCACCUAGUAGCAACGAGAAAUCUAACUCGUCAGAACAGCUGGCUAAAUAUACCCUUCUUCAGACUGAUAUUGAAUUUCCCAUUAGAAGGCGCAGCGAUCAUGAUCUUCACUACUGGAGGUUUCAUUGGCGAAAACGUACACCCACAUUGGAAAUGGAAGAUGUUCGUGAAUGGAAAGUUUGUCUAUACUAACGUCUGGAUACAUUGCACUAUCUGGACAACUUUCUGGAUAUACGGAUUCGUAAAGGUCCUCACAAAGAAUUACAUGAAAGACGCCAUCACCUGGGUUCCAGUUUUUCGAACCUUUACGUACUUCAUCCAGUGCACUUUGUUCUAUUUCCAUCUCGGAGCUCAUCACGUCAUUACGUCAGAAACUGGUCAGUCGCAAAAUGGUACUCAAAUCCAUCAUGGUGGACGAAGCCUUAUGAAUGUGAAAAUGCAUAUAAUGGCAGUUAUUGCAACGUUCCUUAGUCUCAUGUUCAGUGCUGGUGAGAUAUGGCUGAAAAAAGACAAGAUAAUACCAUGGCUCCGAAUCUGGGCAUCUUUACUUAAUGGUACUUGGUUGGUUCAGAUAGCUUUCACGUUGUUUCCGUUAAAAGAAAUCAACAAAUGGGACGAAGACAACCAUCAGAAUGCUAAGUUUGUCGUUAUGCUUUUUGGAUGGCAUUGUAUGCUAACUAUAAUAACGACGUUUGUUUUACACAUGGUAUUUACUAUUUUCAUUAGAACAGCAUUUAAGUCGGUUAGUCGGUUAGACAUUUUAGCCGAGAAAUCCAAGACGUUGAAAACUGAUGGAAACAUUUCUUACGAUUCUGACUGAAAAAAAACCCAAAAACAUUAUGAUUUUAUUCAUAAAGUAAUGUAAAUGAGUGCAAGUUAACAUACACUGAGCAUAUAUGAAACAGCAUACAUUAAUAAAAAAAAAAGAAUCUGAUGACAUUUUUGAUAUGUAUUGUUCAACUUAAUGAAGUUCUAACCGUUUAUUUUCGUUUAGUAAAGCGUAAUCAAUGUAUCACUAUGAUAUUCGCAUUAUUCAGGUACUCUAAAA